This is a messenger RNA of Bombyx mandarina (wild silkworm), 1515 nucleotides long. RefSeq lists its product as uncharacterized. The record is from RefSeq and is a predicted model, not a curated record. Lineage: Eukaryota; Metazoa; Arthropoda; Insecta; Lepidoptera; Bombycidae.
AUGGAGGCGAAUAAAGAGAACGAAAAUCGUUUUAUACCUCAAACAAGAAUUCCAUUACCGAUGGAGCCAUUGCCGGCAUUACCGAGACAUCUACUAAAAGAGAUAAAUUUUAAAGCAUUCGAAAAUAGCAGACAGCCCUUGAAGACGAUUAACUCACAAUCCAUGCCUGGUCAGAGCAAUCAAAGUAAGUCCUUUAAUCCUAUGGUACCUGGACACAGCCGCGGCAAAAUCGCACCUAAUAAACCGAAAUCACCGACCAAUCUUGAUUCGAAGCAUGUAACAACGAGACAAGGAAAUGACGAUUUGGAUUGGAACUACAAUAUAUUUAAAGACGAGAGAAAUAACAGUGUAAUUUCCGUAAGUGACGAGGAGAAUGAUAAUGAAAAUUUAAAAGAAUUGAGGUAUUUUGUUGAGAAUAGAACUAAGAAUUGUUUUGAAGAUGCUAGAAUGGCUAUUACACCAGUAGUGAAGUCUUCGACUCUGGAGGCUGGUGGUGUUCGAAAUAUAAAAAGAAGCCUGAAGAGACCACAUAGCAGGGAGUUGCAAGGUCUCUCUCCGAUGGAAAAACAAGAGAGAAAAGCAGAAGAAAGAGUCAAGAGAAGACUACAUUUUAACGAGCGUUUGCAAGAAAGAUUACAGUCACCCGACUACCUGAAGAAAUGCUACAUGAAAUGUAUGACCCGGGACUAUACGACCGAUAUGUUCAACUAUUUAAUACGCGCUGAAACGAAGCCAUUGGAGGUACCUCGAACAUCUAGUAUUACACGAGCUUGCGUUAUCAACUGGCUGAUCAAAGUUAAUGGAUCUGACGGGAAUCCAGCUAUCAUUCACACUGCCUGUUGGUACCUCGAUUCGAUCUUAGGCACCAGUCAAGUUCAGCUGGACAAGCUGCAGCUCGUUGCGGCAGCUUGUUACUGGAUAGCGCAAAAGCUGCACGGGCCAGUGCUCACUGCGACGAGAUUAGUGAAAUGCGCUAAUCACGCAUUUUCAGCGAGUAGAUUGAUGGCUGCCGAGAAAGUUGUUCUGCAGAAACUUAAAUUUCCAACCCAACCAGUGGUCCCACAGGAAUUCAUAAGUUACUUAUCAUGGUGGUGUGACAAUAACCAUCCCGGAGAGAUUGAAGUUGCAGCUACCUUUUUAUGCAUGUCAGGACUAAUGGUAGACAAAGCGCUAUGCGAAGAGUAUCCAUCAGCUAUAGCGGCAGCUUCAGUUAGAAAUGCUCUGCUGUUGCUAAGAAAACGGGAUCUGAUGAUGCGACUGGCGAUGUGUCCUGUAUACAAAUCAGCAGAGAAGAAAACUACGAACAUGAGCUACGUGUGCUCCAUACUCCGUAGGGCUGUACGUACGAUUGCGGCUCCGAUCUAUGAAUACAAAGCGCCCUUUGACCACUACGGUAUACCUCCGAACUACAUAGCACAGAGGAUCAUCAAUGCUGCCAACGAUCUCGCUGUCAUCGAUACUAGAGUUAUAAGCAAGGACCAGUCAACACUUUUAACUAGCCUGUAUAAUAACUAG